Molecule: messenger RNA, 6179 nt
Organism: Peromyscus californicus insignis
Lineage: Eukaryota; Metazoa; Chordata; Mammalia; Rodentia; Cricetidae
Gene: Tex14
Product: testis expressed 14, intercellular bridge forming factor
Exons: 30
Coding region: 1504-5865 (1453 amino acids)
Biological process (GO): attachment of spindle microtubules to kinetochore; mitotic sister chromatid separation; mitotic spindle assembly checkpoint signaling
Cellular component (GO): kinetochore; midbody; intercellular bridge
Molecular function (GO): protein kinase activity; protein binding; ATP binding
Source: RefSeq, a predicted model, not a curated record
UGUCUGAACGCCAGGAGAGGGCACCAGAUCUCAUUAUAGAUGGCUGUGAGCUAUCAUGUGGAUGCUGGGAAUUGAACUCAGGACCUCUGGAAGAGCAGCCAGUGCUCUUAACCUCGGAGCCAUCUCUCCAGCCCUCCAUUUUCUAUAAGAGACUUGAACAUCUAUGAAUUUGGGUUGGUGUCUGUGGGGAGUCCUGCAGCCAUUCUUCCUCAGAUAUUGAGGGUCACCUACAUCAAUGAAGACAGUUUUCCAAGUGUGAAAGAACCUAAAACUGGGUCUGGUGGUGAAUAUCUGGAAUCCCAGCUAUUUCUGGAGGCUGAAACAGGAGAACUGAAAGUUCAAGGCCUGCUAGCAGUUUAAGAUUCGGCUUGAAAAGUAAAAAACAAAGCAAAACAAAAGUCUGGGAAUAUAAUAUAGCUCAGUGGUAGAGCACUGGCUGGGCCUGUGUGAGAAAUUGGGGUCAAUUCCCUGUACCACCAAGAAGGAAGUUGUCUUAGUCAUUGUCCUGUUGCUGUGAAGACCAAGGCAACUCUUAUUUUAAAAAGCAUUUAAAUUGGGCAUGGUGGCACAUGGCUUUAAUCCCAGCACUCAGGAGGCAGAACCAGGUGGAUCUCUGUGAGUUCGAGGCCAGCCUGGUCUACAGUGUGAGUUCUAGGACAUCCAAGGAUACACAAAGAAGCUUUGUCUCAAAAAAACAAGACAAAACGAAAGGCAUUUAAUUAGGGGCUUGCUUACAGUUAUUAGUUCAUUAUUGUAGUGGCCUGCGCAUGGCAGCACUCAUGGCUAUGGAGCAGUAGCUGAGAACUACAUCCUGAUCUGCAGUCAGAGAGAAGGGAGGAAGGGAGACAGACAGACACACAUUGGACCUGGCGUGAGCUUUUGAAACCUCAAAGCCCACACCCAGUGACAUACUUCCUCCAACAAGGCCUCAAGUCCUAAUCCUUCUAAUCUUUUUGAACAGUGCCACUCCCUGAUGAUCAAGCAUUCAAAUCUAUGAGCCUGUGGAGGCCAUUCUUAUUCAAACGACCACAGAAAUGUAAGGAAAAAAUGCCAUUUUCAAACUGGCAAAGGGAAAUAAAAAAAUAGAAACUCAGUUUGACUUUAAUGGCGAGAGCAGGCUUUUAUGGGUCUGAGAGUGGUGUAGUGAGAUCCAGCAGCACAUGCAGGAGAACGUGCUGUGUUCUUAUAGUGGAGAGUGGGAGGGGAGAGAGGAUGGCUUCACCAGACUCAAACUAUUCUUCAGGAGAAACUGGUUUUUGAAACAGCAGGGUGGGAGAUAAAUCAAAUCACCUGUUUUUGCAACCUUUGGGCUCCUUGGUGUAUGGUGGGGGUUAGCUGCUUUCAGGGAAUCAGUGGAUGGCAUAUUUCCUGAAACCUUGGGUUUGUUUUAGGGUCCUGGUUCUGAGGGGAUUUUCCUUUACAAGGGAAGAAAGAGAAAGAUCUCACUUCUUUUCGUUUGUGAGGUAUUAGAAUACUGUAUUGUUUGUUUUCUUUUGAAACAGAAUGUCUCGGGCUGUUCAUUUUCCAAUCCCUUGUCCGGUGCAGCUUGGUACAUUAACAGAUGAUUCCUUGGAAGCUCAACUUCAUGAAUAUACCAAACAAGGGAAUUAUGUGAAAGUGAAGAAAAUUCUUAAGAAAGGAAUUUGUGUUGAUGCAGUUAACAGCCUGGGCCAGUCAGCGCUUUUUGUUGCAGCAUUAUUGGGCCAUAUGAAAUUAGUUGAUGUUCUGGUGGAUUAUGGAUCAGAUCCAAACCACCGAUGCUUUGAUGGGAGCACGCCUGUCCAUGCAGCAGCUUUUUCAGGCAACCAGUGGAUCCUCAGUAAACUGCUGAAUGCAGGGGGUGACCUGCGACUCCAUGAUGAGAAGGGCCGAAACCCCCAGGCCUGGGCUUUGGCAGCAGGGAAGGAUCGUAGCACUCAGAUGGUGGAGUUCAUGCAGCGCUGCACUUCACAUAUGAAGGCCAUCAUCCAGGGUUUCUCCUAUGACCUCCUGAAGAAGAUAGACUCCCCUCAGCGUCUCAUCUGCAGCCCACCCUGGUUUGGUAGCCUCAUCCAGGGGAGCCCAAAUAGUUCUCCUAACCGACAGCUCAAACCUGGAAUCAUUUCUGCCCAAAACAUCUACAGCUUUGGCUUUGGGAAGUUUUAUCUCACUCCAGGGAUGCAGCUCACUUAUCCAGGAUCUCUUCCAGUAAUUGGAGAAAAGGAAGUGAUUCAAGCUGAUGAUGAGCCUACCUUUUCUUUCUUCAGUGGCCCCUACAUGGUCAUGACCAACCUAGUGUGGAACAGGAGCCGAGUCACAGUGAAAGAACUGAACCUCCCUACCCGUCCUCACUGUAGCAGGCUGAGGUUGGCCGACUUGUUGAUAGCUGAGCAGGAGCACAGCAGCAACCUACGGCACCCCAACCUGCUGCAGCUGAUGGCUGUAUGUUUGUCCCAGGACCUCAAGAAAAUUCGCCUGGUUUACGAGCGUAUCACAGUCGGCACACUGUUUAGUGUCCUCCAUGAACGAAGGUCCCAGUUCCCAGUGUUGCACAUGGAAGUGAUUGUGCACUUACUGCUCCAGAUCGCUGAUGCCUUGAUAUACCUACAUUCCCGAGGCUUUGUCCAUCGCUCCCUUAGCUCCUACGCUGUCCACAUUGUCUCUGCAGGAGAGGCAAGGCUGACCAACCUGGAAUAUAUGAUGGAAAGCCAGGACGAUGGUGUACACAGGGACAUGACUCGAGUGCCCCUGCCCACCGAGCUCUACAACUGGGCUGCACCAGAAGUGAUCUUACAGAAGGCGGCCACUGUGAAGUCAGACAUCUACAGUUUUUCCAUGAUCAUCCAAGAGAUUUUAACAGACAACAUACCCUGGAAUGGCUUGGAUGGCUCGGUUAUUAAAGAAACCAUAGCCUUGGGAAGUUAUUUAGAAGCUGAUGUCAGGCUUCCGGAACCUUAUUAUGAUAUUGUUAAGUCAGGUAUCCACGCCAAGCAGAAAAAUCGAACAAUGAACCUACAAGAUAUUCGAUAUAUUCUGAAGAAUGACUUAAAGGAGUUUCUUGGAGCUCAGAAAACUCAGCCAACUGAGAGCCCCAGAAUGCAGAGCUAUGAAGCCCACCCUGAUGUUAAUCCCUGUCUAGGGCUAACUUCAGAAUAUCAAAAAGACACUCCAGACUUGGACAUCAAAGAGCUAAAGGAAAUGGGUAGUCAGCCCAAUUCACCAACAGAUCCCUCUGUUCCCACUGGAAAAACAACACUAACUCCUCGGGUCCUGGAUUCAAGUCUGUUAGUACAGGAACCUGAGAAUCCAAAUGUUCCUUCUCUUCCUGCUUCGUGUUUGGCAGAAGAGGUCAGGAGCCCCAUGGCAAGUCAGGCCAGCCUCUGCAGCUUUGAAAUCAAUGAAAUCUACUCAGGCUGCUUGGACUUGGGAACUGACAAAGAGGAAGAGUGUCCAGGGACUGCUUCAUCUCCUGAGGGGGAUAAGCCAAACCAGGUAGAUGAACUACCGUCCCUGGAAGAAGAGCUGGAUAAGAUGGAGAGAGAAUUGCAUUGUUUUUGUGAGGAGGAAAAGAGCUUUUCAGAAGUUGACACAGACCUUUCCUUUGAGGAUGGAGACUGGCAAAGUGAUUCCCUCAGUUCACUCAGCCUAUCUGAACCAACCAGAGAAGACAAAGGCAAAAUGAGCAGCUGGUCCAAGACUGACGAGCACGUCAGUAAGUGUGUGCUGAAUCUAAAGAUUUCACAGGUUAUGAUGCAACAGAAUGCUGAGUGGCUGAGGAAACUUGAGCAAGAAAUAGAUGAACUUGAGUUGGCACAGAAGGAGCUGGACAAUCAGUGCAGGAGUUUGCGGGAUGCUUCAUUAAGGUUUGCGAAUGCCAAGUUUCUGUUGGCUGUGGGCCCUCCAUCUUUGACUUACCUUCCUCCUCUUAUGCAGUUAUCAGAGCCCAGGCAGGCAGAAAACGGCCAUUAUUGGUCGGCCCUAGCAAGGUGUCCAGGAACCGAGAGAGACUUCCAAGAAGGACAUUUUGGCAAAAAUCCUGAGAAACUAAGUGACUGUGGCUGGAAGCCUUUCACACAAAUUUCUGAAGAAAGCAGCGGGGACCAGUCAGAGACAAACGAUCAGCUGCCAACUGUUUGUGGUCCUGGGAAGCAGAACACAGGUGAGCAGUUACCAUCCACCCAAGAAGCCAAGGAGAGUUUGGAAAGAAAUAGAAGCCAAAACAGUAGGAGGAUCAGUAUGGAAUCUGUGUCUUCUGAAAUCUAUAAUACAAAAUCAAGAAAUAAUGAAGAUGAUGGAGAGGCAUACUUAAAAUGGAAAAUGGCAGUAAAAGAAAUGGCAGAGAAAGCAGUUUCUGGACAGCUCCUAGUACCUCCUUGGAGUCCUCAGAGUAAUUUGCCUUUUGAGGAUAAGGUUGAAAAUGAGGCCACUCAUUUGCCACGGCCCCCAGUCAGAGGUCCUGAGAGUACAUAUUGGCAGCACAUUGUAGACUAUCAAAGGAAAAACGAUGAGCUGAGAGGAGAUACGAAGUUUGGCAAAAUGGACAGCAGUGACUGUGACAAGAACAAGCCUAGCAGACAGACAGGCCUUCAGAGCUUCACCAGUUUUAGAUAUCCAUUCUUCAGAAAACAUGAGCAGCCACAGCAUAGUGAAGUCUCUCAAGCAAGUUGUGACACAUCUGUGGGUACUGAGAAAUUUUACAGCACCUCAAGUCCCAUAGAAGAGGACUUUGAAAGAAUCCAAAGUUCUUUGGCUGAACCUCAAGAUUAUGUUGAAGAAAAGUUCCAAAUAAGAGAAAGCUUUGGAAAGAAUGCUGAGAAUUUGACUGAGCUUCAGUUCCAAGCUAUGCAAUGUGCUGAAGAUGAACAAGAAGAGGCAUUAGAGGAGACACGGAAGGAACCGGAAGAGAAAAUAUCACUGACAGACAUUCAGGACCUGUCCAGUAUCUCCUACGAACAAGAUGGCUGUUGUAAGGAGACCUCAUGCAAAACACCCAAAUUAAAACACGCACCUACUAGUGUCAGUACUCCGCUCAGCCCAGAGUCACUUUCUUCAGCUGCUAGUCACUAUGAAGACUGCCUCGAAAAUACGACAUUUCAAGUUAAAAGAGGAUCUACAUUUUGUUGGAAUGGUCAAGAAUCUAUGAGAACUUUCUCUGCCAAAUUUACCACUGUCCGAGAGAGAGCGAAGAGCCUGGAGUCUCUCCUUGCUUCUUCUAGGCCUCUGCCUGCAAAACUGACUGAUCCUAAAAAAUGGUCUGCGUACAGUGGGGUUGGUUCUUCUAAUAUUUCUGCAGCAUCUGUGACAUCAGCCCACACUACCCAGAGGAAGAGCCUACCCAGAGAACUAGUGGAAACCACCUCUCAGCAUCAUAUUGAUGAGCUUCCAUCACCAGCUCAGGAGCUACUUGAUGAAAUUGAGCAUCUGAAGCAGCAGCAGGUUUUAUCCGUGGUGUCACAUGAGAACACAGCACAUGAUCUGGGUGCCACUGAACAUGAUAAAAAGCAUUUGGAAGAACAAGAAACCAACAGUAGUAAAGAUAGCAGUUUUCUUUCCACCAAAGAAAUUCAAGAUCUGGAAGACACAGAGAGAGCUCAUUCUUCUCUUGAUGAGGACCUGGAAAGACUGCUGCAGUCACCUGAGGAGAACGUGGCACUGCUGGACCCCUCCAAGGGCUCUACAAGGGAGAAAAAAACCGAAGAUCAAGACAUUGUUGAGCAGAAGGACAAAAGGGAAGAAAGCAACAAGCUGGAGAGAAGGAACUCAGACAGCUCCUCAGGGGUGCUGGGAGAAGGUGUGGAUGAACUAAAGCCCUGUUUUUGGAAGCGACUGGGUUGGUCUGAACCUUCCAGGAUAAUUGUGCUGGAUCAGAGCGACUUGUCAGAGUGACUGGAACUGGAUCGGAGGCGGUUCCAGCCUGAGUUCAGGUGUUGUGGCUUGUGGCCUCCUUUCUUCUUUUGUCUGCAUCAGUUGCCUCGAGGACAGUGAUUCCAGUUCUGUAACUCACACUUUGUUCUGCUGCUACUGUGGGCACAAUAAUGUGGCCCCAUAAUGUGGAGCAUGCUUAAUCAUUUGUUUUGAAUCAGGUUUCUGAAAAGUGCAAGGUGACCAUAAUGGCAAACAUCUUAUUGUGUUCAGAAUGGCUUUUGAUUUUAUUGAUGUAAGUUUUUGAAACGAAUUUUGUUACAUAAUAAAAUGUUUAC